Molecule: messenger RNA, 2487 nt
Organism: Naegleria fowleri
Lineage: Eukaryota; Heterolobosea; Eutetramitea; Acrasida; Naegleriidae
Exons: 4
Coding region: 1-2487 (828 amino acids)
Biological process (GO): positive regulation of transcription elongation by RNA polymerase II; protein phosphorylation
Cellular component (GO): cyclin-dependent protein kinase holoenzyme complex; nucleus
Molecular function (GO): cyclin-dependent protein serine/threonine kinase activity; RNA polymerase II CTD heptapeptide repeat kinase activity; ATP binding
Source: RefSeq, a predicted model, not a curated record
AUGCCUUCGUCGAACCAGCCCACAAACAUGACAACGACGAAUGCGACACAGCUGAAUGAGGGAAGCAGUACCAUCACAAACCAAAGGAACAACAAGGAAACAACGACAGUCCAACAUCAUCAUUCUUCUGGUAACACCAUGAUGGAGGUAGAUACAAGAGGUAAUACGGGAGGAUUGGGAAGUAGAAAGUUUUCAUCCACGGAAUCUUCAAAGCAGGAGGAAAGAGCAGUAGCAUCGGGUAGAGAGCCAGAGGCUCAUCAUCACCAACACAGGAAGACACAAGAAAGUGGAGAGGUAACCACGAAUGUUGAUAGAAGGAGUUCAACCUCUGCUCAUCCACAGCAUCAGCAACAACAACAAUCGUCUUUACGUGAUCAGCACCAAGGAGGAGUUGCACACGACCAUCAUCAGAACUCUCGCCGACACAGCAACCCUAACGGAAGGUAUUACAAGAGCCAAAAUCCUUCCUCAUCAUCAUCCUCGGCAAGCUACAAGCCUCAACAACCACAACAUCAUUCGAGCGUUAGCAGCAACAGCACUACGAAUAACCCUUUAACAUCAUCAUCAACAGUGUCGGCAUCCUCCUCCUCUCAUCAUCACCCUCCAGUUGCAUCUGCUACUUUGUCUGGCAGCACUACCAACGGACCAAAGCAACCUGUGGAGAGUUCAACUGCUUCAUCACGAAGUACUUCCAACAAUAUUAAUAAUACCAAUAAUAAUAAUAAUAUAAAGAUCAACACUAAUCAACAACAUGUUGUUGCUUCUACGUCUGCAACUCCGGCUUCAUCAUCAUCACGUGUGCAAAACAUUAAUACCACCAAACCUAACGGUGGUCAUAUUAAACCUCCAAACUCUAUUACAACAACACCAACAACCACUCCAUCGACACCAACAACUCCAAAUAUGUCUAUCCCAAGACCUCCAAAAUCAUCUCCUCGCUUUGGAAAUCCUCUAUCCGAUCGAUUUCAUCAUAUUGAAAAAGACAUUAGCAAAACAUUCCAAAAGCAAGAAAAGUUGGGUGAAGGAACAUAUGGUGAGGUUCAUAAAGGCAUUGAUAAACGUGACAAUAGCGUGGUGGCUAUUAAGAAGAUUAGAAUUGAUCCUCAAAGAGAAAAAGAGGGCUUUCCAAUCACUUCCAUUCGGGAAAUACGUGCUCUCAAGGAUUUGGAUCACGUCAACAUUGUUAAACUGUACGAUGUUACUUGGAAUCAGAAGGGAACAUUCUACUUGGUGUUUGAAUUCGUCGAACAUGAUCUUGCUGGACUGAAUGGAAAGGGUCACAGAUUUGACGAAGACGAAUUGCGAUGCAUCAUGUAUCAGCUUUUAUCUGCCCUCGAUUAUUGCCAUGCUCGGGAUGUCAUGCAUCGAGACUUGAAAGCAUCCAAUGUGCUCAUCAAGAAGGAUGGAACUUUAAAGCUUGCCGAUUUUGGGCUUUCGAGAGUUUUUCACAGAAACAAGCAACAAGAAUAUACCAAUCGAGUGGUCACUCGUUGGUAUAGGCCUCCUGAAUUACUGUUAGGAGCGACCGCCUAUGAUGCUUCUAUUGACAUGUGGUCAGUUGGUUGCAUUCUUGGUGAAAUGCUACUCCCUUUUGCUGGUGAAAAGGAACCUAAGGCUCUCUUUCCAGGAGCAUCCGAUCCGGAUCAAUUAGAGAAGAUUUUCGGUUGGUGUGGAACCCCAUCUGUGGAAGAUUGGCCCGAAGUUGAAAAACUACCUCAUUGGAAAUCUCUCAAACCUCAAGAACCAAAAAAAGAGGAGAAUUCUGGAUCGAUUUGCAAAUUUGAAAUGCUCACCAAAACAAGUGACAGCUUGAAUCAUGAUUGGUUUUGGGAACGAGGAAAGAAUCCCAAGAAUUGCAAACCAAAAGGUUUACCCUCUCGCUCAUACAAUGAACUUUCAACAAGAAAGAAGGAUGAUCAUCGACCAGAUGCUCCCUCACAUCAUUUAAUUCCUUCCACUGUGCAUCCACUUUCUGGUGUUCCUGCAUCGCAUCAUCAUCACCACCAUCACUCCCAUGGAGCAUCUACUAAGGUGGCAUCGGCAGCAGUGGCAUCUUCCUCUUCAUCCUCAUCAUCGGCUGGACAUCAUUAUCAACCACCACCUCCACCUCCUCCUCCACCACCUCCAUUCUCCUCAUCAUCUUCUUCGUCACACCAUUACCAUUCGAGUGGUAGUAGACAUUCUUACCAUCCUUCUUCGUCACAGCAACAACAACCACAUUAUCACCAUCAUCGUUCGCAUUAUUCUUCGUCACAUAAUGAUGGACGAUCAGGCAGUAGCAGCGGUGGUGGUGGAUAUCAUCAUGGUGGUAGCAGUAGUAGUAGUGGACAACAGCACUACCAUCCACAGCAAGGUGAUGGCCAUCAUUCCUCUCACUCGGGACGUUAUUCUGAGAGUGGUAAUAACCCCAGAUCAAUAACGACACACCACGAUGCUCCUUCAAGAAGUAGUUGUCUGGUUCCACCCUCCAAGAAAGUCAAGUAUUAA